AUGGCUGGUAGUUCUGUUCAAAUUAUUCGAGAUGGAUCUUCUAACGCUUUUCGUGAUGGCAUCAUUCUUGUAGUCAUCAACUUAGAACCGAAACAGGUAGAUGCGAAAAAAUCCCUAGCAACGAAAGGAUAUGUUCCUUUUGUAACAGUAACAAAAGUGAAGAUGAAAAUCAUUUCCUACUAGAUUGUAAGGCCUACUCUAGGAUCAGAGACGUAUUUUUCUUCAAAAAACCUAAAAUCUCUUUCACAUGAUACUUUAAUAGCUCAUCUAAUGAAUUCUUCUGAUUAUUUGAUUAACUGUCAAUUACCCGUGUGAAAUACGUCCAUGGAAUUCCAUAGAAAUCCAUGGAAAUCCAUGGAAAUCUAUGGAAAUCCAUGGAAUUCCAUGGAAAUCGAUGGAAAUCCAUGGAAUUCCAUGGAACUUCCAUGGAGUAUCCAUGGAGUAUACAUGGAGUUCCAUGGAAUGCCAUGGAGUUGCAUGGAGUAUCCAUGGAGUUCCAUGGAAUGCCAUGGAGUUCCAUGGAGUAUCCAUGGAGUUCCAUGGAAUGCCCUGGAGUUCCACGGAGUUCCAUGAAGUAGUGAUGGAGUUCCAUGGAAUGCCAUGAAAUUCCAUGGAGUUUCCGUGGAGGUCCAUGGAAUUCCAGGGAAUAUUGUAGAGUUCCAUGGAAUGCCAUGGGGUUCCCUGAAGUACCGAUGCAGUUCGAUGGAAUGCCAUAGCGUGUCUAUGGAGUUCGAUAGAAUACCAUGCAGUUUGUAUGAGAAAAUCCAUAGAAAUUCAGUAAUCAAGCAACUCAUCAACUCGUUAACCACAUGUUCAAGUCUGCACUUGUUAUUGGAUAGAAAUAUAGGAAACAUUUGAAAGCUUUCUAAAGCAAAAUAGUGCAUUUAGUUUAAAUUACACAGACAAUGCAAAAGUAUUGUUCACCGACAGGCGACGCUGAAAGUCCCAGUGUAAGAAAUUUUAUUGCUAACUAUAAAGAGGAAUGUUUUGAGUGCUUAAUAAAAAAAUGAUCCUGUUAAAAAAAAUAAGUAUAAAAAAUUGUUUUUUAGUAGGGCCGUCUGCCAUUUAUCUUUUAAAAUCAGUGUUGCAUUUAUAAUAUGAGAAGAUCACUGUUAUUAACAACAUGCAGUUGCUUCAUUGCAUUGACACCGUGCCGCUAUUCGUACAGGACCCGUACACCGACGUGUAUUUGCUAUGACACACGGGAUCAAGUCUCUACUUGAAAUUUAUAUGAAAUUUCUAAGUCUCUUGAAAUUUCUGAUCAACAAAUUUCCAUGAAAGUAUAAGUCUCUUCAACCACAGUGUUCCAUUUUUAAGGACAAAAUUUCAGUGGCAAAUUUUGAAAAGAAAAAAAAUUCGAUGUGGCAAAGUUGUGAACCGACCCAGGGGCGUAGAAUCCACAGUUCGUAGCCUAACCACUCUACCACGGAGUAGUAACUCGCUGCUAGGUGGAGUUUGAUUUUACUCAUAUAACAACAACCGUAACCCUAAUUAGAAGCUAACCGUUUCGAGUCAGUGCUUUAAUAGCCCUAAUCAGUUUAGUCGGAAUCCCGUAUGAAUAGCAAAUACAAGACGAUGUACGCCGGUCCCGUACUUAAAUAGCCAGUAGAAAAUGAUCCCACUAGGCACAUAACUCUUCUCGGUAUCUUAGUGUUUUUGGUUGAGAGCUAAGAUUUUCCCUGUUACUCGAGUCCAACCUGAUUGAUGAGAUUGCUUUGCAUGGAGUAUUUCCGCAAACCUACACGAGCAAUAUGAGAGUUUUUUUGCCGCAUCCCGUGGAUAGGCUAGUCUGCUACACAGCCGUUUUUAGUGGGGAGGAGCGUUGCGUGACGACACUAAGAACGGCUGUGUAUCAGACUAUGAAUAGGCCUGCUGCCUUUUUUCAAAGGUUCCCUCACCUGGGAGAACAAUGCAAUAUUUUCCUUUCACUGCUUUACUCUUCGACAGUGUUGGAAUAGUACAAUUAACUCUGAAAGGGACCACAAUUUAAAGCCUUUAAAGACAGAUAUCUUCACGAUCGUGCCGUGAUUUGACGCCAUGUUUGAUGCCUGAACUGGCAUCCAGGCUUCCCCGCUUAGUGACUUACGCGAUCACGUGGGGCUUUUGAACCAAUAGAAAUGCGUAGAAGAUCAGUUUUCUUGGUUCGAAUCUUUAGGCGGACUUCUCUGCAGUACGACAGUGUUGUGUAAACGGAUUGUCUUUGCAAUGAAUGCUUCAGGAAAAUAUGUUAUUUUCUGCGCAAAAUAUCACUUGUGAGGUUGCUUACAUUUGGCUUGUUUCAAAUCGACUUCGAUUGAACAAUGACUCAGCUGGAUCGUACAUUAAAGGAGGAAGGUAAGCUUAAUAUGUACACAACUCGUGUUUGGUUGCUCAACUGAUUGUCUCUGCUAGAUUUAGAAGGGUGACUUUUCGGGUGCUGUUUAUCGGUUUUAAUAUGUAGUUUUCAUCUUUUUUGUUUAUACAUAUAUGAAUGUGGUCUUUCCUGCAAAUUGCCUUUGGAAUCCUUCGGAAUAGUUACUAAUUCUGGCAGAAUUAGAAAUCGAAGACUGUACUUCGAUGGACUGCUUCGAUGUAUAAGAAGAAAUAUCAUAUUUAGGGAAAGUUCAUUUAAUAUGACAGGGGGGGGGGGGGACGAAGAUAUUGAAACUCAAAGCUUGAAAUUUUAGCAGCCCCCCCCGCUAGCUGUUCAAUUUUUUAGGAGCCCCCUCCUUGGUAGUCGAAAAAAUUUCAGAGCCCCCCCUCCUCCUUCAAUUCCUUUGCUCCCUGAAAAAGAUCGCUAGACUGUAUUAAAUAUAUUUACCGUUAUUGUCUUCAAUGGUUUAUACUAUGACAAACUUGAGAUACAGUUGUGAUACAAUUUUCUAAAGCAUUUUUGGGAUGAACAAGAGUGUAAUAAUUACUGAGACUACAUUUGUUAUAUCUGUAAACCACGUGAUAUAGCUGAGUUGCACAGGUCAUUAAAUUGUUGAGUUGAAAACCAUCCGAUCUGUAUGAUGAUGUCAUGUGUUGGUUUUGAAGUAUACAAAUUUUCGGAGCCCCCCCCUCCUAGCGCAACAAUUUUUUCAGAGCCCCCCCUUCGGGUGUCUAAAAAUUUUUGGAGCCCCCCCUCAGUAUCUUCAUCCCCCCUCCUUGUCAUUUUAAUGAACUUUCCCUUAGAAUUUUCAUGCCUGCUACGUAAAAACUGUACAAGAGACUGAUAAAUUAUAAUUGUGGCUGACGCCGUUUUUUCCCAAGGAUUAGGUAGGACUUUGCUAUAGCUAAAUACCAUGGCUCUGAUCGAAGAAAUUAGUAGCACUUCCCUACUUCAUCGCAUUAAAUAAAACCAUGUUUAAGUCUUACAUACUGACAGUUUAUGCAUUCAAGUAUUAGCUUAUUUUUUCUCUCAGUUAUGCAUCUGUUCGACUGUUACUUUUCUUAAACACCAGGCCAAGAUUCCUUGCUUUAUGUUAAAUCUAAAUUUUUCAUUUAAGCUACUUCAAUAUGAUUGCUGCAUUCUAAACUGCAAUGUAUAUAGUCACAAGUAAACAUUAAUUUGUUUUAGCUACAGCAUGUCAAAUUUUCUGCCAAAAGCAUGUUAACUUUUGAUUGAUAUCUUUAAAUUGAGAUUUAUGCGGUCCUUUUAUUGAUUAAAUAAAUUGCAGUGGACCAAAAUCUGUUAUGUAUUCCAUUUGAUUCACUGGAUAUUUUAAAUGUGUAAUUCCUGUGAAUUCCAUGAAACUCCCUGGAGAUCCAUGGAAUAAUUGAUAGAGUAGUUUCUAUGGAAUUGCAUGGAACUUUUCCAUGGAAAAUGUCGAUGCAGAAAUUUCCAUGGAAUUCCAUGGAAAUUGGUGUCCUAAUGUUUUCCACGGAAUUCCAUGGGAAAUGUCCUAAUCCUCCAUGCAAAUAUUUUCCAUGGAAAUCUAUGGAGAAAUUUCCAUGGAAUUCCAUGGAAAUUGAUGUCCUAAUCCUCCAUGGAAUUCCAUGGAGAAUUUUCCAUGGAAGGAAUUCCAUGGAGGUUUUUCACACGGGUAGUUAUUAUUUAUCUCGCAAUGAUUUGAAUUAAGAAGAAAAUUGACUCAUAUCAAUGAAUAAAUGAGAUCUGUAAUGUUUUGAAACGUUUUACAUUAAUUAGUUGAAUUACUAAUUAAAUUUAGACUAUGGUAGCUUUUGCAAUACUGUAUUACAUGUAUGGUCCUGCAAGUAAAGCGUUUGUUGCUGUGGCUGGCUUUAAGCCGACAAUUUUGAUGAGUGCUUGUGUUGUCGUUUUAGUUUCGGGAUAUGGGAGAGUUAGUUAUGGGUGAUGGGGUUGGAGAGGCCAGUGGAGACCUUUCGCUUCAUCUAAGGCUGUCCUUCGCCUCCGAGCUAAGGACUCGCAUGUCCCGUAACUCAUCUCUUGAGUCCCAGGCCUUUGUUAUGCGAGCGUCCACUAGGAAUAGAUUACUAUUACCAGUGUACCCUCGCAUAACAAAGGCCUGGGACUCAAGAGAUGAGUUAAGGGACAUGCGAGUCUGCAGGCGAGAAGGCGACAGGACUAGACCAAGAUAA
Molecule: messenger RNA, 4524 nt
Organism: Porites lobata
Lineage: Eukaryota; Metazoa; Cnidaria; Anthozoa; Scleractinia; Poritidae
Source: the annotation of a GenBank genome assembly